UUGUCCUGUCCCCUUCCUUCCUCUGUAUGGUGGCCCUGCCUGGGCCAAUGGGGAGCCAAGAAGCCGGAGGCCUUUGAGUCUUAGAGGUGGUGAGUGGCUGGGGAUAAGCGACGUGGACCAGCGCCUCUACGUGUUGGAGCGCCUGGAGGAACUGGUGACGCUACAGGACCAGCAGGAGACCCCCACCGGACCCCCCAGAGACCCCCAUCUCGGUACCUGUCCUCCCCAGCAUCCGCAGCAUCAUGAGCAGCAGAGCCCAGUGAGAGCGGUGCUGGAGGAGCCCAGUGAGAGCAGCCACACAGUUGGUUCUGAAGAGGGCGAGUCAGAAAAAGGAGAAGAGCAGCAGGAAAUAGCAGUGGAAAUGUUUCGGAAAAAAGCUUCGUCCUCCUUGAGAAUGAGAAGAAUAUCAGAAAGCAAUAGAUGGAACAUCGACCGCGGGCGCAGUUCGUCCUUCCAUGAGGUGCGUGGUCUUCGGGAGGCUGAGAUGAGGGCGGCGGCCGACGAGACGUCCAGCAGCAGCAGUGGCAGCAGCAACACCGUCCUGCAACGACUCCUCCAGGAGCAGAUGCGCUAUGACGAGGGACGCAACUACCAGCUGGCCAUGCAGGAGCAGCAACGGCAGCGGCAGCAGCAGGAAGGAGGGGUGAGUGGGGGCUACCCGGGCCAGGGAGGCCCCAACGACGACCGGCACGACUCCAUGGUGCCCCACAUCGCACGGCAGGAGCCCCAGGGACAGGAGCUGCAGGCAGACAGUGGCAUGGAGAAACUGGGCUCCCGCGGUGGGGGAAGUAGUGGAGUAGGAGGGAUGAGUGGUGCUGGGGGAGGGAGCGGCCAGGGCCCCAACCCAGAGGACUUACCCACCUACGAGGAGGCCAAGGUGCAGUCGCAGUACUUUCGCGGCCACCCGCACCACCAGCUACAUCAACAACAACAACAACAGUUGCCUCCGUCGGUGGGCGCAGCAUUUUACGUGACGGCUGUAACCAACAAUGGCAAGGUGCAUACGGAGGGGCGUCCCACGGUUCAGCGUCUGAGCAGCGGGGGAAAGGUGCACCAGGACGACGGGCUCAAGGACCUGAAGCAGGGCCACGUGCGCUCCCUCUCCGAGCGCCUCAUGCAGCUCUCGCUGGCCACCAGCGGGGUCAAGGCCCACGCCCCUGUCACUAGUGCCCCUCUUUCCCCCCAGCUGCCCCCUCCGGGUCCGCCGGGGGACUACUACAAGCCCUCGGGCCAACACCGGGGCCCCCCACCUGACUACCCCUUCAAGAACAUGGGCUCCUCUUCCAAACAGCUGCCGCAGCAUCAGGAACAAGGUGGGCACUAUUACCAGGACCAUCGGCCAAGGGAGCAGGGCAGGAACGAGGUGCCACACGUCCGCUACCAGCCUCCGCCAGAGUACGGCUCCUUCAGGUCCAAUAAGGAGAGCUCCGUCCACUCCCAGAGGUCUGUCCAUCACCACAGCCCCACCUCCUCGGUCACCUCAGUGGGCUCUCUGUCCCGAGCCCAGUCCUCCACCCUCGGUAGUCUCCUCAGCGCCUCCCACCCCUCCCACACACACCCCCACCCCCAGGGGGACCCCUACGCCGCCAUGGCUCGAAGCCCCCAGGGCCCUGGAUCACACCAGGGAGACCCAUAUUGUCCCGGGCCCAUGCACCCUCCAAUUCAGAGGGGCCACAGCUUCCCACACGACCCCUACGGCUCCACCUCCAGGAUGCACCACCAGCAGCACCACCAGUAUCAACAACAGCAGCAACAACAACAACUCCAACACCAGCACCAACAGUACCACUCCCAGUCAUCCCAGGGCCACCCUCCCCAGCACUAUCCCCACCCCCAGGGGGACCCCUUCGCCAUGAUGUCCCGCGCCCAGCAGAUGGUGGACAUGGUGUCAGAGGAGAACCGGCUGCUCAAGCAGGAGAUGGAGGUGUGCUGCGAGAAGGUCACCAAGCUGCAGAAGUUGGAGACAGAGAUCACGCUGGUGUCGGAGGCCUAUGAGAACCUGGCCAAGUCAUCCACUAAGAGGGAGGCUCUGGAGAAAACCAUGAGGAACAAGCUGGAGCUGGAGGUGCGCAGGCUGCACGACUUCAACAGGGACCUCAGAGAGCGUAUGGAUACUGCCAACAAGCAGCUAGCUGCUAAGGAGUGGGAGGGAACGGAAGACAACCGAAAGACCAUCUCUCAGCUACUCACCCAGAACAAAGAGACGGUGCGUGAGAAGGAGAAGCUGGAGAUAGAGCUGAACUCACUGCACUCCUCCACGGACGACCAGAGACGACACAUUGAGAUCAGGGACCAGGCUCUCAACAACGCCCAGGCCAAAGUAGUCAAACUGGAGGAGGAGCUGAAGAAGAAGCAGGUGUAUGUGGAGAAGGUGGAGCGCAUGCAGCAGGCCCUGUCCCAGCUCCAGGCUGCCUGUGAGAAGAGAGAGCAGCUGGAGCACCGCUUACGCACGCGGCUGGAGCGGGAGCUGGAGUCACUACGCAUGCAGCAGAGACAAGGCGGCUCCCAGAGCAGCAGCAGUGGUCAGGAGUACAAUGCCACGGCGCUGAUGGAGCACCUGAGGGAGAAGGAGGAGAGGAUCCUGGCCCUGGAGGCAGACAUGACCAAGUGGGAGCAGAAGUACCUGGAGGAGAGCGUCAUGAGGCAGUUUGCCUUAGACGCUGCCGCCUCCGUCGCCACCCAGAGGGACACGUCGUCGUCAAUGAUAAGCCACUCUGCCAGCAGCAGCUAUGAGCAGCAGCUGUCAGUGGAGGCUCGUAUCCAGAAGGAGGAGGAGGAGAUCCUGCUGGCCAACCGCCGCUGUCUUGACAUGGAAAGCAGGAUCAAGAACCUGCACGCCCAGAUCAUUGAGAAGGAUGCCAUGAUCAAAGUGCUCCACCAGCGUUCCAGGAAGGAUCCCAACAAGGACCGGGAUGCCGCGGCCACCAUGCGACCCUCCAAGUCUCUGAUGUCCAUCGCAAACACGGGCGGCUCGGGCCUGCUCUCACACAGCUUGGGCCUCAGCAGCUCCCCCAUCACAGAAGAGCGCAAGGACAGCAGCUGGAAGGGCAGCCUGGGAGUUCUGUUGGGUCCAGAGUACCGUACCGAUUCUCUGAGGACAGAGUCCAUCUCGUCAUCUCCCUCCCCGGUCCUGCCCCUGACAGCAGGCCACUCUAAGACGGGCAGCAGGGACAGCUGCACCCAGACAGACAAGGGCCAGAACCAGGAGGCUAGCAGCAAGCCUAGCACCCCAGCCCUGCAGAGCACGACCCUGCCUAGCCGCCUCUCCAGCCCCAGCCCCGUCUACAUACCUGACCGCAUCGCAGAUGUGCCAGCGUUCCACAGCAGUACCCUGGAGAGGCGUGUCAUGGUGCAGUCCCACCCCCAGGCCACAUCAGCCCCUCAACAGGAGGACAACGACAUGGUGGAGAUUCUCAUCUGAACUGAACCAUGUCCUCUAUAGGUCACAGGACAGGAGGACAAUAUGUGUUUGUGCAUAAUCAAUACACACACACAAAUAUUCACAGACACACACUUUCAAAAUAGGUGGAGGAUUCCUUUUUUUGUUUUUUCAACGUUUGGUGUUUAACUAGUUGUCAAGUGACCGAGGGUGUGUUCAAAUGCACAACUUUUUUAGAUGUGCUUUAAUGAACAAUACUUUGUACGGAUUGUGAUUCGGGAGGUUUUAGUGUCAUCAGAGCGAUCAGUGUUGCUGGAGGCUAUUGGUUAACUAGCCUCCUUGGACCAAAUGUAUUGGCUACCAUACGUUGCAUCUAUUGCACUACUUACUUUUUUCACGUUAAGUCUGACUUAGGUAAUCUAUUUAUGUGUAGUAAACAGUACAUUAUUCACCAAUGUUAGACGUGGCACUUGGGUAAUCAGUGAUAUUGUAAACUACAAAACAUUAUUUUAACCUGUAGAUACUGUAUGUAUGGCAUGUGUAUCAUUUAACCGAACUGAAUGGAAUAGGUUUUUUUAGAAGCCAUUCGGUUACAUGGCACUGCCAGCCAAGGACCACAAUGCACUGUCUAAAGUAUUGGGGGACCGGCCCCCCAUGUCACAGUGGAAAACUUGGGGGAGCGAGACUCACAUUUCUACUGUGGUCCAAUGUGCUGCCUGUGUGACCCCACUGGAUGGGGUCUGUCUCUUUAGAAGUGCAGCAGUAGAAGAGGUUUAGUGUUCACCGAUGUGCCUAUGCAUCAGUUAAGGUUCUCCACUAUACCUGUUAAGUGUCCUUCAUUCCAGUCAUGUUGGGUUUGAAAGGGUAUUCUGCCCAGACUUGCUUCAAAUGAUAUUAGGCCUGAAAUAGUCUGUUAGGAUUUUAACUACUAGUUUAUGCAAUGAUCAGACAAUCUGGUAAUCAACUGUCUUUCUACACCGAUUGACAUUGUAUUUAUGAAACUAUAUGGCUCUGUUUACAAAGGAAGCCCAAUUCUGGUCUUUUGCCAAUAAUUGGGCAAAAGAUAGGAAUUGGGCUGCCUGGUUAAACGCAGCCUAUGUGGUGAUGUUAGCAGUUGAAAUCCAAGCCAGUUUCACAACCGCACAUGUCCCUUUCUUUUGACCAAAGGUAACAGAAUGAGUUUGUCUGUGGCUUGAUGUUAUAUCUAUGAUAUCACAUCAAACUUUCAAACAGUGACUGAAAUAUCCACCCAUAUAACAAUCUAGGUAGCAGUUGUGAGCAUUUUUAAUCCAAAGACAAAAAUGUGGGACCAAAGAAACACUCCACCAGCCUGACUCCACUAUUGUCUUUAAUGUCAAUAGGUUAAGUGGACAUUAAAAAAAACAACAACACUGAGGCCAAUAAUAUCUGUAAACAAAAUUUUACUUCACCUGCUCGAACAAACUGUCUCCUCGUAUCUACAUUUCUCCAACCUGGCUGAUGCAGUUAGGCCAGUGUUUGAAAUAAGUACACUACAUCACCAAAAGUAUGUGGACACCUGCUUGUUGAACAUCUCAUUCCAAAAUCAUGGGCAUUAAUAUGGAGUUGGUCCCUCCUUUGCUGCUAUAACAGCCUCCACUCUUCUGGGAAGGCUUUCCACUAGAUGUUGGAACAUUUCUGAGAGGAUUUGGUUCCAUUCAUCCACAAGAGCAUUAGUGAGGUCGGACACUGAUGUUGGGCGAUUAGGUCUGGCUCGCAGUUGGUGUUCCAUGGGGUUGAGGUCAGGGCUCUGUGCAGGCCAGUCAAGUUCUUCCACAUCAAUUUUGCCAAACCAUUUCUGUAUGUACCUCGCUUUGUGCACAGGGGCAUUGUCUUGCUGAAACAGGAAAGAGCCUUCCCUAAACUGUUGCCACAAAGUUGGAAUCACAGAAUCGUAUAGAAUGUCAUUGUAUGCUGUAGCGUUAAGAUUUCCCCUUCACUGGAACUAAGGGGGCUAGCCCGAACCAUGAAAAACAACCCCAGACCAUUAUUCCUCCUCCACCAAACUUUACAAUUGGCACUAUACAUUGGUGCAGGUAGCGUUCUCCUGGCAUCCGCCAAACCCAGAUUCAUCCGUCCGACUGCCAGAUGGUGAAGCGUGAUUCAUCACUUCAGAAAACACGUUUCCAUUGCUCGAGUCCAAUGGCGGCGAGCUAUUCACCACUCUAGCCAUUGCUUGGCAUUGAGCAUAGUCAUCUUAGGCUUGUGUGCGGCUGCUUGGCCAUGGAAACCCAUUUCAUGAAGCUCCCAAUGAACAGUUCUUGUGCUGACAUUGCAUCCAGAGGCAGUUUGGAACUAGGUAGUAAGUGUUACAACCAAGGACAGCCUUUUUACGUGCUUCAGCACUUGGCAGUUCUGUGAGCUUGUGUGGCCUACCACUUCGCGGCUGAGCCAUUGUUGUUCCUAGACAUUUCCACUUCACAAUAACAGCACUUACAGUUGACUGGGGCAGAAAUUUGACAAACUGACUUGUUGGAAAGGUGGCAUCCUAUGACGGUGCCAUGUUGAAAGUCACUGAGCUCUUCAGUCAGGCAAUUCUACUGCCAAUGUUUGUCUAUGGAGAUUGCAUGGCUGUGUGCUCAAUUUCAUACACCUGUCAGCAAACGGUGUGGCUAAAAUAGCCGAAUCCACUGAUUUGAAGGGGUGUCCACAUAAUUUUGUAUAUAGUGUACAGUAUGUCAGUUUUAUAACUGAAUAAAAAGCACAAAUAGUGUUAAGAAAUUAAAAAUGUCCAGCACGGGGGGGGGGGGGGGCAAUUUCUCCCCUUGUAGUGUCAAGUUGUUAGUCCAGGAUAGACAAUGGACCCUGGGAUUGGAGACUGAACCUUGGGUGGGGACUAUGGGAUUGAACACCUAAUAUAUAUAUAUAUUUUUGGUGUUCAUUUUACGCUUCUUGCUAAGGCUCAUUUGGAUGGCUAUCAGUUGCACUUGCUGUUUUACUGUUUGUAAAAUGACACUUUUCAAUGGUUACAUUUUCAAAAGGCCAAUGGAUUUCAUGUUCAAUUUAUUGGGAGAGCAUCAAAUGUUUUUUCAUGGUGUUACCAACAAUCAUGUCAAAGUCCCCGUUAUCAAGUACUGUACCAGCCUGCACCGGAAGCUUCAGAAAUGUCAUUUAUACAUUAAUUCAACUCUUAAAGCAAAGGUGUUCCCCUUAAAAUCUGUACUGAUAGCAUACAGCACAAUAUGCAACUCUUUGCGGUCCCACCCAAAUGCCAGUCCAUGGGUCUUGCUUCAAAUUUCAUAAGGUGUUCUGUACCCAUUACUGUCAAAACAGAUGAUUAGCAUUUACAUGUUUAAGUCAGUGAGCCUGUAGACCUGCCUUAUCAGUGUGGUGAUGGGAAUAAUUAUCAAACUAUGUAUUAACGUUUUUGGUCAAUCAAGAGCAGAGUUGGUGAGUUUACCGGAAUCUCUGGUAGUAAUGAAUGUUAAUUUUUUAAAGAUGCAAGGUCUUCUAGUAUUUGUGCCUUUCAACGUCUGUAAAAUAGAUGCUGCUUGACAAUGUCAUUACUGUACAAUCGCCAUUCAUGUUUAAUUAAAUUGUAUUUCUAGUCAACCAUCUGGUUUUACAAAAAAAAAACAUUUCAUGCCGUUUUUAUUUGUGGUUGAACGUUUUUGGGGUGUAAUUUAUGUACUCCUGACGACUUUCCAAAUGUUUCAGAUAGUGAGUUUACUUGGUUUAGUAUUACAUUUAUUUUGUUAAAUAAAUAUACAACGUGA
Messenger RNA from Oncorhynchus nerka (sockeye salmon), 7113 nucleotides. RefSeq names its product angiomotin-like. Gene Ontology annotation, molecular function: signaling receptor activity. The record is from RefSeq and is a predicted model, not a curated record. Gene Ontology annotation, biological process: actin cytoskeleton organization; hippo signaling; establishment of cell polarity involved in ameboidal cell migration. Lineage: Eukaryota; Metazoa; Chordata; Actinopteri; Salmoniformes; Salmonidae. Gene Ontology annotation, cellular component: bicellular tight junction; lamellipodium; plasma membrane.